AAAACAAAGAUGGCGUCGUUUUCUGACGUCGACAUCCGAAUUUGUGGUCAAGAAAUCAUCAAAUAUGACUUAGAGAUAAAAGCUCUUAUUCAGGACAUUCGAGAAUGCUCAGGACCACAAAGUGUGCUCAUGGAUUUGAAUGCAAGUGUCAAGGAGAAGUUCGCUCAGCUUAGGCAACGUAUUCAGAACAUGGAACAAAUGGGCAAGGAGCAAGACAGAGAGACAGACAAGCGGGAAAUCUUAAACGACGUCGAGGGACAUCGCAAACAGAUGCUCAGUAACCAGACAGCGUGGCGAAGGGCCAACCUGGCGUGUAAACAGUCCAUCGACAACCUGGAGAAAGAUGAGCUGCUUCAGGGAGGAGACUCGACCGUAAAGCUCAGGAAGUCGACUAAAGAGAACCUGGUCCAGACGUCCAGUGACAUCACAGAGAGUCUGAUGAGCAUCAGCCGCAUGAUGGCCCAGCAGGUCAAACAGAGCGAGGAAACCAUCGGAACUCUGGCUGCGUCGUCACGGACGGUUCUGGAAACGAACGAAGAGUUUAAGUCAAUGAACGGGACCAUUCACUUAGGACGCAAGCUCAUCCUGAAAUACAACCGACGCGAGCUAACAGACAAACUGCUCAUCUUCCUGGCUCUCGCUCUCUUCCUGGCCACUGUUCUGUACAUCCUAAAGAAACGACUCCUCCCCUCCAUUUAAAGGAGAAUCGAUAUAUAUCGAUUUUUUUCCACCUACCAGAUGAAAGAAACCCCCAAACAAUCGCACACUCUCCGAAGGUUUCAGACGAACCGUAUCGUUUGUGAAGUACAAAAUGAGACGUGUUUGUAUGUCUAUAA
Molecule: messenger RNA, 836 nt
Organism: Chanos chanos (milkfish)
Lineage: Eukaryota; Metazoa; Chordata; Actinopteri; Gonorynchiformes; Chanidae
Gene: bnip1b
Product: BCL2 interacting protein 1b
Exons: 6
Coding region: 10-699 (229 amino acids)
Biological process (GO): retrograde vesicle-mediated transport, Golgi to endoplasmic reticulum
Cellular component (GO): endoplasmic reticulum; SNARE complex
Molecular function (GO): SNAP receptor activity
Source: RefSeq, a predicted model, not a curated record